CGCCAACAUGGAGCCCCUGUUCCCGGCCCCCGCAUCCUCGCCCGGCUGGAACAACGCCUCGCCCGCGGCCGCCCCGGGAGGCGGCGAGAGCAACGGCACGCUGGCGGGGCGGGCGCCCGCGGCAGGGGCCCGGGCGGUGCUGGUGCCCGUGCUGUACCUGCUGGUGUGCGCUGUGGGGCUGGGCGGCAACUCGCUGGUCAUCUACGUGGUGCUGCGGCACGCCAAGAUGAAGACGGUCACCAACAUCUACAUCCUCAACCUGGCGGUGGCGGACGUGCUGCUGCUGCUGGGGCUGCCCUUCCUGGCCACGCAGAACGCCGCGUCCUUCUGGCCCUUCGGCCCCUUCCUGUGCCGCCUGGUCAUGACGCUGGACGGCGUGAACCAGUUCACCAGCGUCUUCUGCCUGACCGUGAUGAGCGUGGACCGCUACCUGGCCGUGGUGCACCCGCUGCGCUCCGCCCGCUGGCGCCGGCCCCGCGUGGCCAAGCUGGCCAGCGCCGCCGUCUGGGCCUUCUCGCUGCUCAUGGCGCUGCCGCUGCCCGUGUUCGCGGAGGUGCAGGAGGGCUGGGGCACCUGCAACCUCAGCUGGCCGGAGCCCGUGGGGCUGUGGGGCGCCGUCUUCGUCAUCUACACGUCCGUGCUGGGCUUCUUCGGGCCGCUGCUGGUCAUCUGCCUCUGCUACCUGCUCAUCGUGCUGAAGGUCAAGGCCGCGGGCGCGCGGGCCGGCUGCCGGCGGCGGCGGCGGUCGGAGCGCAGGACGACCCGCAUGGUGGUGGUGGUGGUGGCCGUGUUCGCCGGCUGCUGGCUGCCCUUCUUCGCGGUCAACCUGGUCAACCUGGCGGUGGCCCUGCCCGAGGAGCCCGCCUCCGCCGGCCUCUACUUCUUCGCCGUGGUCCUGUCCUACGCCAACAGCUGCGCCAACCCCGUCCUCUACGGCUUCCUCUCGGACAACUUCCGCCAGAGCUUCCGGAAGGUCCUGUGCCUCCGCAAGGGCUACGGGGCCGAGGACGCCGCAGAGCUGCAGCAGCCGGAGGAGAGCGGGCAGCCGCGGGAGGCCACGCCGCUGCCGCCCCCGCGCAGCCCAGAGGCCAAGGGGCUUGUGCAGACCAGCCGGCUGUGAG
This is a messenger RNA of Microcebus murinus (gray mouse lemur), 1121 nucleotides long. RefSeq names its product somatostatin receptor 5 (gene SSTR5). Gene Ontology annotation, biological process: cellular response to glucocorticoid stimulus; neuropeptide signaling pathway; regulation of insulin secretion. The record is from RefSeq and is a predicted model, not a curated record. NCBI's taxonomy places the organism in Eukaryota, Metazoa, Chordata, Mammalia, Primates, Cheirogaleidae. Gene Ontology annotation, cellular component: plasma membrane; neuron projection. Gene Ontology annotation, molecular function: neuropeptide binding; somatostatin receptor activity.